Coniophora puteana RWD-64-598 SS2 is the source of this 4298-nucleotide messenger RNA. RefSeq lists its product as uncharacterized. The record is from RefSeq and is a predicted model, not a curated record. The coding region runs from base 92 to 3961 and encodes 1289 amino acids. NCBI's taxonomy places the organism in Eukaryota, Fungi, Basidiomycota, Agaricomycetes, Boletales, Coniophoraceae. The transcript is spliced from 4 exons.
CAAAUCCGCGCUGACGUCCAUCACCGUCACCGUCACGCCGCCACGCUAACCGAAAUACAUCCUUCCUCUCCUCGAGUCCAAUCCUGACAAAAUGUCUGCUGCACCAGCCCACACUCCUACUAUAACACACUCAGACUCGGCUGACCGGUGGUCAAAUGGCUACAAGGGUAAAUACACAAACAGGUCCUGGCUCCAGCUGCCCCAAGAAAUCAUAAGGCUCAUCGCAACACACUAUCUCCUCGAUGUCUCUGCCACCAACUACACCCCAAACACCUGGGACGCGCGCGAGCUCUGGCAUCCACGCAUCGUCUACACCGUCAUCCGCGACGCGCGCGAUCUCGAGCGCAUCAUGCUCGUCCACCCCAACUGGAGCGCUGCCCUCGAGACGCACCUAUUCUGGCAGCACGCGUGCUCCGUUCUCGACCCUCACGACGUCCUCGCCCAAUAUGCCAUCGUCAAACCCUCCCCACCACCCCCACACGCCGUCGGCAGCGCAGGAAAAGCCUCCACCCAAGCGCCCUACCGCAUAUCCCCCUACCAGCACUACCGCGGCAUGCUCAGCUGCAGCUGCGUCGUCUGCCGCAUCAACGCGCCCUUCUCCUCCCACGGCCUCGCAGCCGCCAAACGCGCACACACGACACCGCUCAUGGGCACCAUCCUGCUCUGCCGGGAGCACAAGAAGUCGUCCUUCUGCGGCCUCUGCCUCCGCGAGGCGCCGCUCAUCGAGUGCGACACCCAGUUCGACGCGCACGGCAACCCGCUGCUGAGCCACCACGCGCGCACGCAGUAUCCCUACGCGUACGGCCAGCCGAAUCCGACGGGCGCGGGCGCGGGGUACGUUCAGGAGCUCGUGUGCGUCACGGAGAACGAGGACGAGGAGACGUGGCCGGGGCUGGACGCCACAUGCCGCAAGUGCAGGACCGAGUGGCUCUGGCGACGCGUCGUCGGCAGCGCCGGGGACCGCGAAGCUGUCGCUGGCCCCAUUCACCGUUCUCAUUCCGGGCGACCGCCACCCCGGCUCGGAUCUGUAUCCGACGCUGCCCCCAAUGACGCGGCGUCGCUUCCGCUGCAGCCGCCGGUCAAGUUCGAUCCGAAGGACUGGGAGGCGAAGCACGUUGUGGAGUCGUUUAUCGAGCUCGGCGAGGGGGGUAUUAGCGAGGUGGUCACUAUUGCGCGGGACAAGGCGUGGCUCGGGAAGCACACGCGUAUCGCGGAGCUGAUGCAGCAGGCGCUCGCGGCUAACCGGUGGGCGAGCGCGGAGGAGGCUGGUACCGCGCAGACGUAUGCGACUGCAGUUCCUCUUCGGAGGGAGUCGACAAGCGGACGUGGACAGAAGCAGGGGCAGGGACAGGUGCUUCGGUCGGAGUCGGGGUCGGGGUCAGAGGCGACUGUGACGGUGACAGCGACGGCGGGGGCGAGGGGUGCGAGUGCGACUACUGCUGGGAGCACGGGCACUGAGAGGCGGACGCAGGUGAGCGGGGACUCGCCCGCUCCGGCGCCGCCGUCAUCUCCUUCUCCUGCUGCUGCUGUGGUCGAGGACCGAUCUGCGUCGCGAUUCUCAAAUCCGCUCGCGGGUGUCGCGGCGGAGUACGACGACAAGGUUACUAGCGCCGAUGAAAUCCUCGUCGAAGCGCAAGAGGAAGUAGAAGUGGAGUAUGAGGGGCAGGUGGAAGUGGAGCACGAAGAACCAGAGGAAGAGGAGGAAGAGGAGGAGGAAGAGGAAGAGGACGACCCGGAGAUGCUCUCGAUCACCGAAUACGGCGGUGUGCGCGAUCUCGCUGUUGCCGACUGGGCGCGUGCGCGGAUUCUGGACGGGCACUGGUGUAGUCCCGCCGACCAGUGGUACGGGUUCGCGAGCCCCGUCGGUGGCGGGGUGAGGGAUCCGGGAUUGGAUGGGGACGAAGCCGAUUCGACAGGCGGCGACGACGUCGGGGUACGCGGGGUGGGAGAUGGGGAAGGGGAGAGACGCGACGGGACUGGGACCGGGAGCAAUGAAGAGAAGAAGCGAAGGCAGAGGGAAGAAGAAGAAGCGCUUUUCCGCGCCGAAGAUCCCUCGGCGAAGUGGACACGUGCAGUGCAUCCGUGUCCGUGGACGCUAUCGAGGCCACCGUCGCCGUCGCCGUUCCUCUCGCCUGCGUCGUCCGCUGCUGCUGCCGCUGCUGGCAACUCGCCCGGCGCCGCUAAUAUGGUCGUGGACAGUGCUAACGGAGAAGAGCGAGAAGAGGCGCACCCGCGCCGCUCGACGCGCCUCGCACGUGCUCCGCCCUCGUUCUCACUAUGCGAAAACGCGUUCCGCGCGUACCAGAAGCAGCUCCGGCUCGUUCUCCUCCCUGCUAUGCGCAACCUCGUCCGGCGGUUCGUGAUGGAAGCCGCCUCUCCGACGUCGGCGUCGAGAGCGAGUGGGUCGGACCCUGCGGUGCGCGCGGCGAGGAUGGAGCUGGAGGAUGUGCUUGCGGAGCUGAGGACGCCGGGGGUGUGGUUUGAUGGGGUCGAUUGGGCGCAGGGGCCUGGGUGUGGGUCUGAUGAUGCGGGGAGCGCGCGUGGGUCGCCCGGUGGGGUUGGGCACGGACGGGAGCGUCAGGAUGAGGAAGCGGCCCCGAGGGAGAGGGAGAGGGAGAGGGAGGGAGGAAGUACGAGCGGCAGCGAGGGGCAGGGGUCGCACACGACGAGCCCGGUGCUGUCGACGACGACGCUGCAGACGACACCGUCGCCGCCGCCGGAGAAGAAUGUGAAGGACGACGAGGACGGCGGCAAGCGCGCGGGCGCGGGCGGUGAUGAUGAUGACAUGCACGAGGAUAAUUUUAGGGAUGGGGGCGAGAAGAUCAAGACCAAGGGCAAGGAGAAGACGGAGCAGCAGCAGCAGCCACCGCGUCCUCCGCAGGUGAAGAUCCCGAUUCCGAUCUCGCCGGUGCUCGAGUCGCCCAAGCCGCUGCCGUCGAUUCCGUAUGUGCCCAAGACGCUCGCGCGGUUCGCGCAGUAUAGUCUCGAGGCGUUCAAAAUCGUCUGGCGCGAGGCCUGCGCGCCGCUAUAUCACUGCCGGUGCUCGAUCUGCGAGCGGGCGGUCGUGAGUGCGAAUCGCGAUGCCGGUGUCAAUGUCAAUGUCGGAGGAAACGGUGCCCAGGCUCAGGGACAGGGGCAGAAGACCAUCGCACCUGCUGUGCCCCCGCCCCCGCCCCCGCCUACUUCGCUCCCCGCUCCGCCGCGGCCCCAAGGAUUGCAGUCUCUGCCCCGCCCCACGCGCUCGCCGUACGGCCGGUACAGGCGGCAGGAGGAGGAAGAGGGCGAGGACGAGCUGUAUGAGGAUGAGGAAGAGGAGGAAGGGGAAGAUGAAGACGGGGACGAUCUGGCGGCGAGCGAGUCGGAGCUCGCGCUGAGCACUGAGGCCGAGGGCGAUGCGGACUCGGGCGAUCGGGAGCUGAAUGAGUUUUUGAGGGAGGUGAAGGCGUAUGAGCAGGAGCAGGAGCAGGAGCAAGAGCAAGAACGCAAUGGGGAGGUUCCGUCGGCGCCGGUGUCGGUGGGGAUCACACCGCGCAAGCGGUCGUCCGAGGACGACUACGACUACGACUACGGGUACGCUGGUGCGCCGGAGGACGGGCGCGGGCAGGGAUACGCAAAGGGCCAGAGCGGUCACGAGCGGUCUGUGUCGUUGACGAAGCGGGCGAGAGUGGAGAGUCCGAGCGACGGCGAUGGCGAUGGCGACGGUGAUGUGCUCAGGCUACCGGGCAAGGAGCGCAAGCCUAAACCUGGAUCCUUCGUGGACGGCGUGUCGACGUCCUCGUCGCCGUCGCCUUCCCCGCCGGUGUCCCAUCCUCAGUCGACGAGGUCGGCGUCGCCACCUAGGCAGCGGAAGCGCUCGUCGGAGGAGCUGGAUGCGGCUGUUGCGGGCAGGGAGCAGGACGGGGGCGCGAUGGAGGCAGCGAGCAAGCGCGUGCGCGUGGACGGAGGCGGCGCAGAGGAGUAACUGUGGGCGCGGAUGGCUCGCGCACCGUGCUCCGCACGCUUGGGAGAGCUCAGUCGAUACUGAGCGCUGUAUAUGCGAGGAUUGGACGGUAUACCGCAAUAGAAAAUGCGGCUUUUGAGGUCGACAGUGACCACUCAUUCCCGGCAACGAGAAAAAGUAUUGAUUCGCACCCUGGAUUCUGCAUCAGUGUGCGCAAGCAUACGUAUAUUGUACCAGUCUAAAACCCGUUACAUUACUUGUAGAUUUCUUGCUCAAGCCCGAGUGUUUUGUAUUAUGCUUUUUUUUUGCUUCUUUGCAUUGAGUACUGUAUUAUAGAGUAUUGUCGUUUGAACGCGUC